Messenger RNA from Strongylocentrotus purpuratus (purple sea urchin), 2871 nucleotides. It is a transcript of the gene dpp3, whose product is annotated as dipeptidyl peptidase 3. Gene Ontology annotation, cellular component: cytoplasm. NCBI's taxonomy places the organism in Eukaryota, Metazoa, Echinodermata, Echinoidea, Camarodonta, Strongylocentrotidae. The record is from RefSeq and is a predicted model, not a curated record. The transcript is spliced from 16 exons. Gene Ontology annotation, molecular function: dipeptidyl-peptidase activity. The coding region runs from base 58 to 2547 and encodes 829 amino acids.
UAUAAUCACAUUUCUCACAACUGAUCAAAAUUUGACCAGGAUAUAGACCUAUGUUCGAUGUAUUUGUUAUCAUCUCGAUUUUUACGUGUGUGUAGUACUAGUACACUACGUAACGUUGGUUGUUCUCACAUAAAAUCUGGUCAUCCCGUUCAAUCAUCCUCUCGUUGUCGACGUUUCUGGAGAUUAAGACACAGCGCGUGCGUCUGCAGCUCUACCACUACCAGGUACCCUUUUGGUAGCAUAUUAGACGCCAGCAGUUCCGGUCUGAUUGAAACCUCGUAUUGGCCUGUCGUCCGUGGCUCUAGCAAUAGCAUCCAGUACCGCUAUACCGGUACCUUUCCAUCUGCCGUUCUCCAGUGUGAAAGAAAAAUGGCAGCUUCACAGUUCAUCAUUCCAAAUGAAGUGCCUAUUGUGAAUCUGGAAUGCAAGGCGGCAUUCGACUGUCUCUCGAGCAAGGAGAAAAAAUAUGCCCACUACAUUGGAAAGGCAGCGUGGAGUGGAGGCUUGAUUUGUCUGUUCCAAACCAGCCCAGAAUCUCCACUGAUUUUUCUGCUCUUGCAAAAACUGUUCAAAGGGCAAUCAGUAGAGGAGUUUAAGUCAGCUGCCAUUGAGAAAGGGACCGCAGAGGAUGAAGUCCAGGCCGUCCUGACCUAUGCUGCAGCCUUCUACUCUAAUCUUGGUAACUACAAGUCAUUUGGAGACACAAAGUUUGUGCCUAAUCUUCCUCAGGAUAAGUUUGAAGCAGUUAUCCAUGCCAGCAAGGCUUAUACUGAGGAUCCAAAGAGUAUACAGACACAGUGGCAUCAAUGUAAGCAUGCAUUAUACUCCGUAGAGAAAAGAGAACAACAACUUGGACUUGGGGAGGAGGGGAUUACUACUUACUUCUCGGACAACUGCACUCAAGCCGAUGCAGAACUUGCAAAGAAAUUCAUGUUUGGAAAGGACAUCAGCGCCUACAACACACGUCUGAUGAAAACUGUUGAUGACAAACAAAAGGUCACUUAUGAGGUCAGGUUAGCCUCGGCAAAAGCCACAUCUGAAGAUGGAGACUGUGAUAUCAAGUUUGGAUCAUAUGAGUUUGAAGGAACAACCUUCAAUGUGACGAGGGGGGAUUAUAGCCCCCUCAUGGCUGGUGUCGCAGACAACCUCAACAGAGCAAAGGAUUUUGCGGCCAAUGGUAAUGAGAGUGAGAUGAUGGCUAACUAUGUCAAGAGCUUCAGCACUGGAUCCAUAGAAGCACACAAAGAAGGCUCCAGAUACUGGAUCAAAGAUAAGGGACCCAUUGUAGAAACAUACAUUGGUUUCAUUGAGAGUUAUCGGGAUCCCUUUGGAGUAAGAGGAGAAUGGGAAGGCUUUGUUGCCAUGGUGAACAAGGAGAUGAGUGCUAAGUUUACUGACCUGGUAGAGAAUGCCGAGAAUCUUCUCCCUCUUUUGCCAUGGCCCAAGGAAUACGAGAAAGACACGUUCCUCAGACCUGACUUCACAUCCCUGGAUGUCUUGAGUUUUGCAUCGUCAGGAAUACCAGCAGGCAUCAACAUUCCAAACUAUGAUGACAUUCGUCAGGAUGAAGGAUUUAAGAAUGUAUCUCUAGGCAAUGUGCUGUCUGCUUACGGUAAAGAUCAGACGAUCACCUUCUUGACAGAUACAGACAAGGAAUUGUACAAGAAGCUAAAAGGUCCGUCCUUUGAGGUCCAGGUUGGUCUUCAUGAGCUGCUGGGUCAUGGCAGUGGAAAACUCUUUAUGAAAGACAACAAAGGACAGUUCAACUUUGAUACAGAAACUGUGAAGCACACUGAGACAGGGGAGAAGAUCUCAUCAUGGUACAUGCCAGGAGAGGUUUGGGAUUCCAAGUUUCCUGUGAUUGCCUCACCUUAUGAAGAAUGUAGAGCAGAGUGUGUAGGAAUCUACCUGUCUCUCUCAAGAGAGGCUCUCAAGAUCUUUGGACAUGAAGGCUCUGCAGCAGAUGACAUCCUGUAUGUCAACUGGCUUAACAUGGUGAGAGCUGGUAUCCUUGGUCUCGAGUUCUUCACACCAGAAUCCAAAACAUGGCGACAGGCUCAUAUGCAGGCACGCUUUGUCAUCUUGAGAGUGCUGGUAGAGGCGGGGCAAGGCCUAGUAACCAUCACCAGGACAACAGGAGAUGAUGGGAAGCCUGAUGUCAUCAUUCAAAUUGACCGGACCAAGAUCGAGACAGUAGGCAAGGAGGCCAUUGGCAACUUCCUCAGGAAACUGCAGGUGUACAAAUCCACUGGAGAUUAUACCUCGGGCAGAGCCAUGUUUGAUGGCUACUCGGCAGUCAAUGAUGACUCAGCAGAGAAGUUCCUGUCCCUACGUCAGACGGUCCUUGAUCGCAAGCAACCCAGGCGCAUGUUUGUGCAAUGCAAUACGUCCAUUGGAUCUGAUGGUGAGGUUGCCCUCCACGAGUAUGAGGCAUCUGCAGCAGGCAUCAUCCAGUCUUUCGUUGAUAGGUACAACAGAGAGGAUGUUGAGAGGAACGUCAGGGAUCUAUGGGAGAAAGACCAAGUACACUUCCCAUCUGUACAAUAAUGUUUGGAUUCAACAUUGAAUAAAGCCUUCACAGAUUGAAGUAGUGUGAUGUUGAUUAGAUCAGGGCUUCUCAGCCUUUUUUAUCUCGAUGCCCACUCUGGCUGUUAUACAAUUUUUUUGAGGCCCCCCCUAGCAAAAACUUAAUGAGGAAAAAAAUGACAUUAAAAUGUCACACAAGAAAAAUUGAGAACCAAUAAUGUGGGGAUUAUUUGUGUUGUAUCACUGUCCGUUGUAAUUCCACUAGUACUCUAUUUACCCCCAUUUCGUAAAGACAUAAAGCUUUGCUGAAUUCUAGCUGUGUCAUCAUCACGUAAGAUCAGACAU